UGCCGCCUCUGCUGUUACCUAAACUGGAAGGCAGCGUGAGAGGAGCGCAGAGAGGCUGGAGCGAGGAGCUCGCAGGAGCGCGUGGGCAAGAGGACUUUGCCCAGGGGAAACAGCCGCCGCCGUCGCCUUUGAUCCCUACAGCAUCACGACGCCUUUUGAUUUUUUGCUGCUGGUCCUUAAUUUGAUCCCUUGCUCUUUUUCUCCUCUCCUUUUUAAAAACCCAUCCUGCCAAACAAAGGAAACAGAAGGAACAUACACACAAAAGCGCGCACGCCUAUUUGCCGGAGGAAGGAGACAUGCGUUCGAUUAGGAAGAGGUGGACUAUCUGCACGAUAAGUAUCCUCCUGAUUUUUUACAAGACAAAAGAGAUUGCGAGAACUGAGGAGCACCAGGAGACACAAGCCAACGGAGACGGUGAGCUAAGUUUAAGUAGAUCAAUGGUCAAUAGCUCUGAUAAAAUAAACCAAAAGAGUGGCUCUUCAAUAUUCCAGCAUUCCGUAGAAAGAUGGAAAAUCAAUUCUUCCUUGGUACUGGAAAUAAGGAAGAACAUUCUUCGUUUCUUGGAUGCAGAAAGAGAUGUCUCAGUAAUCAAAAGCAGCUUCAAGCCAGGAGAUGUCAUCCAUUACGUGCUAGACAGACGCCGCACACUAAAUAUUUCUCAGGAUUUGCACAGUCUUCUUCCUGAAGUUUCACCAAUGAAGAACCGUCGAUUUAAGUCAUGUGCUGUUGUAGGAAAUUCCGGUAUUCUCCUUGAUAGUGGCUGUGGAAAAGAGAUUGACAACCACGAGUUUGUUAUAAGGUGCAAUCUAGCUCCCGUGGUUGAGUAUGCUGCCGAUGUGGGGACUAAAUCAGAUUUUAUUACCAUGAACCCAUCAGUUGUACAAAGAGCAUUUGGAGGCUUUCGGAAUGAGAGUGACAGAGAGAAAUUUGUGCAUAGGCUAUCCAUGCUGAAUGACAGUGUCCUUUGGAUCCCUGCUUUCAUGGUCAAAGGCGGAGAGAAGCAUGUGGAGUGGGUUAAUGCAUUAAUCCUUAAGAAUAAAUUGAAAGUGCGAACUGCCUAUCCAUCACUGAGACUUAUUCAUGCUGUCAGAGGUUAUUGGCUGACCAACAAGGUUUUCAUCAAACGACCUAGCACAGGACUCCUCAUGUACACACUUGCUACGAGGUUCUGCGACGAAAUUCAUCUCUAUGGAUUCUGGCCCUUCCCGAAGGAUAUAAAUGGAAAGCCAGUCAAAUAUCAUUAUUAUGAUGACUUAAAGUAUCGAUUUUUUUCUAAUGCCAGCCCACAUAGGAUGCCAUUAGAGUUUAAAACUUUAAGUAUGUUACAUAACAGAGGAGCACUUAAAUUGACGACGGGGCGGUGUGCGCAGCAAUAAAGCACAAGUCGAGGACUAGGAGAAGUGCCAGAUAUGGGCUUCACCAUGCAGAUUUUAUGGAAGAGCAGUGGGAUCAAAACAGUGGAUUUAUCCCUGUGCACUGUACCAAGCCAUUGGAGAAGAAGGAAGUGCACCGGAACUCCCGUACCAGCCAACAUUUUUACCUGUUGAAGUGCUAAAUCUUGAGUGCAAUGGUUCGAGUAAGUGCCACUUUCUCUAAGAGCAAAGCUUGAAUGUAUAAAAUCAGUAGUGUUUACAAGAUCCAACGAUGCAUUCAUCACCUGUUAAAGAAGCAAAUAGUCCAUUUACUGCUCAUUUGCCAACACGAAGUCUGGCAGCGUGUAACGAAAUACCCAAGAGGUGGGAUCUGCUCUUAAGGAAAUACUUUGCAUUUGGCAUCAACAAUCAAGGCGGAAUUGGCAGAGCAGUGGAUAACAUCACAAACAUCAAGCAAAAUACCUUGAGCUGGGGGCAUCCCUGGUUUUGUAUUAUAACCUUUCUCUUUUUCCUCCCUGUUUUUAAAAUUGUCAUUCAUUUUCUAUGGUGUUUGGGUAUUGGAGCCCCUUAAGGGAUUUUGACAAGAUAAUACUAUGAACAUUUUAAGUAAUCUUCAAGAAGUGGUCUUAGAAGAUCUUAUUUUUUAAACAAAAUCUUCAUUGCAUCUUAUUGCUCAGCUUAUGCAUUGCAGCUGAAGUUGCCAACACGUGACAACUUGCUGCUGCUGUAACACACAGAGCCAGUCACCAGGUUUUGCCCCCGCAUCCCUAUAUCUCAGCACCAGCCACUGCUAGGAACAUGUUCUGCUGGUGAAGGUGAUGUCGGGACGUGUAUGGGAA
This is a messenger RNA of Lacerta agilis (Sand lizard), 2212 nucleotides long. It is a transcript of the gene ST8SIA4, whose product is annotated as ST8 alpha-N-acetyl-neuraminide alpha-2,8-sialyltransferase 4. Gene Ontology annotation, biological process: N-glycan processing; oligosaccharide metabolic process. The transcript is spliced from 5 exons. Lineage: Eukaryota; Metazoa; Chordata; Lepidosauria; Squamata; Lacertidae. Bases 297 to 1376 code for a protein of 359 amino acids. Gene Ontology annotation, molecular function: alpha-N-acetylneuraminate alpha-2,8-sialyltransferase activity. The record is from RefSeq and is a predicted model, not a curated record.